Messenger RNA from Didymodactylos carnosus, 4316 nucleotides. Lineage: Eukaryota; Metazoa; Rotifera; Eurotatoria; Philodinida; Philodinidae. The record is from the annotation of a GenBank genome assembly.
AUGUCUAUCUACAGUAUACAAGAAGAUGAUGAUGGCUUCUUUGGGUUCGGAGCAACAUCAAAACGUACAGAUAUUAUUGAGAAAUACCGUCAGUUCUACGACAAUAAGUAUCAAAUGGCUUGGACACGAAGACAAAUCUCAAUGUACACACUUUCCUUAACCACGUUUCCAACUCCACAAUUCAAUGACGUGACCCAACUAGCUAUUCAUAAACUGCCCGACACAUUUGAUAACGGCUCCAUUUCAAAUAUCAAAAAAUGGAAAGCGUUCUUCCAUGCUUACGGAACACAUUUUGUUACCAGCUCGGACAUGGGUGGUUUAUUGUGGGUGGAAGAUUAUUUUGAAGGAUGUUUAAUUACAAAGUACAGUGAAAGAUGGGCUAAGGAGCAAGUGAGAAGAAGUUAUUGGUUUUUUGGUGAUAAAACUUAUUCAGAAAGUUAUACAAUGAAUGUUGAUCAAAUCUACAAAAAAUAUAGUUCAUCUAUGUCAAAACUGAUUGGUGGCAUUGAUAAUAAUCCAGGUGAAGCCUUCUCAGUUCAGCCCUAUGUUAUUAAUGCUUGGAUUUCAACACUUAAAAACUAUCCACAACCGAUCAACUAUCGUCGUCUGCCUAUUUACACACUACUUCGAAAAGGUGAUAAAAAAGAAGCAAUGAAAAAUGCAACAUAUUACCUUCGUUCACAAGCAGCUGCAGUUGGAAAUCUGUAUAUCCAACGUCUACAAACACAUCCAAAGCCACUACCUCUACCGAAAUUAGAUUGUACUUCAACUGCACGACGGAGAAAACGUGCUAUUACGAACUUUGCAUUAGAUCUGACAGCAGUACGAAAAAUUCUCUGUCCAGUUGUUGGGUUUCGCGGAACGUUCUGUCCAGGUGAUCCAGCUUGGAAUACCAGUUUCACCAACUCGUUGGUCGCCCCUAAAGCACUAUCACUCUUGCCACAGCGAAAUUUGCCAAAAGGUGUUGGUAUGGCUAUCGACUUCAGCACUGGAAAGGUUCUUUUGCCAGCUUUGCAACUCACCUAUCCUCUCUCUCCUUCACCUGAUUCUCUAUGGAAAGAUCCGCUUUCUGGUCCCGUCUUUAUCUUGCCGAAUGAAGUUAGUCUUAAACCGUUGAAUGACGAUGCACUCAAUGUCAAUGUCAGUUCGUAUUCCACCCCAACUGAAUUCACAGAUGCAUGGUUACAUCUAGGAGCUGAUGGUGACUGGUCUACAAAUGAUCAAGGAACUGCCAUUGCUCAGAACGAUAGUAAACUCUAUAAUCUACGUGUUAAAGCGAUUGAUGAUCCUACUUUCCUACCUUUGAACUCAUAUGCUCAUAGUGCAAUAAAUGUACUAACUGCCGCCUAUGAUGAGGAUCUCUACAAUGCAUUUUUCAACGCCUGGAGAACUCAUGUGGCUGUUGAGACAACAGUUGGUGGUGUUACUGAAAAACAAAUCCUGUUUCAAAAAUGUUUAAAUUCAAGUGCAGCACGGUUGAACGUUAAAGCGGAACUUCUCUCGAAACGUCCGUGUAUCAGUGAAGAUUAUCAUAAAUGGCGAAAACCAUUUAGUGAUCAUCGUAUAGGUGGAAAUGUUGACCUGAUUCAAGAUACAAAUGAGUGGUUUCGUACAUUGGCUUAUGCGCCUGCAAUGAUCUCUGUUAAACGUUAUGUUUCGUGGGCUGAUAUUGUAAUAAACCCAUCUGUGAAACAGAAUUUACAGGGAGCAAUCAUCAGACGAAUUAAUAAUGCCAACGAAGAUCGACAAGAACAAGUAAAUAAAGUAUUUGAACAGCGAAAACUCAACAAUAUUCCAGCUAAUUUGAUCCUGUGGAGAGUAACUCAGAUUGGUAAUUUAACACUUUCUUCGACGAUAUCAAAUCCAACAGCUCCCAUUCCUGUCCUUAUUCGAAAUAUUGAUACUUGUGGUUCGGGUCAAACGCAAGAAGAACUUUUAGCCUCCUCUUGUGCAUUUAAAACCAAGAUGACUGCCUGUGCAUUACAGUCAAAUUCUCUUACUGAUAUGACUACAGAAGUAUCAGUUUCAUAUGAAAGAAAUUUGGUUACAGGGGAUCUGCGUGUUGUAGCUUUACGACAGAAUGGCAUUGGUGGAGGUCAAACUACAUUCAAAAGUAGGUUCAGAUUUGUUUCUUAAGGUAUACUAUCUAAGUCAUUUUUUGCCGCACUUUCUUUUAGAUUACGACCUUGUAGGUAACUGGGUUAGAAGUGGUUGUUCAGAGAUUAUAAACGAUCAGUGUGGAUUAUUGGCGCUGUAUAGCGUUCAUCGAGUUCAGUUAUGUACACGUUGUCGUGUGCUUUGUGCUAAUGAGAUAAACACUGAUUUGAGUAGUCAUUGCACAUGCCCGUCAUUGGUUGAAAAUAACUGUCUAGCUUAUUCGGAAGCACUACCUUAUCAACCGUAUUGCAACAAUAAGUAGUGAGGAAUGUUGCGGCUAGUUCACUGACAGCUUUUUUUAUUGCUUAUAGUUAUCAAGUAAUCCUAAUUUCUUCUUUUUUUAUUGCUGAAUGAUUAUAUGAGACAGUAAUGGUAACUUACUUCAUUUCCUUGAAUGCUGUUAUAAGCGGUGAAACCAAUCUGAAAAACCUCGCAGUCAGCCAUUCAAAUCGAUUCGUAAUUUUAGCUGUGUUUGCAUAAACUCCUGGAAAAGGCGUUAUUUUGUCACACUUACACAUUCUUACUUCUGAAAAGAUGUCCGUUAAAUAAGUUGGAAACUGAUGAAUUCAACAUAGUUAGCAGAAUUCAGAACGAUAAUCAAGAAAACGUUUUCCAUGAAUGGGGGAUUGGGAAAUGUUGAAAAGUUUUUCUUAAAUUUUAUCCAGAAAAGCGUCUCUACGUACAUAUUUGGGGUGCUCUGAUUAGAAUGUCUCAACCAGAGCUCACUAAAAUCGUUCCCUGUCAAACGGCGGCCGAAACAAAAAAUAAGCUGACACUCUCUUCUCUCCAUAACCUAUGUAAGCGAUGUGGGGAGGAUUAAAUUGAAGAAACAGGAGCAUCAGCUCGAGAACGGUUUUUUUUGGGCAUACAUCCCAAAUCAGAGUUCGACGGACCUCAACAGUGGGGGUUACACUUUAGCCAGAAGAAUCAUUCCAUUCGGGAUGUUAUGAGUAUACCGUUUGAGACAGGUUAUCUUAAUGAGGAUCAUCGAAAAGCACGGGAAUCAUACUGGAUAAAGAAAGUAAACCCUACUUUGAAUAUCAAAAGUUAAUAUAGCUUAGUGAUAAAAAUAUUUUGUAGAGGUUGUAAUUUGAAAAUAUUUAUAUUCUCAGGUUGCUUAUCUCGUUUAAUUUAACCACUGAAGAAAAAAUACUAGGUUUUUUCUUAUAAUUAGUAAAACUUGGUAAUAUUUACCAUAAGAGUUAGUGUAUGAUAGAACUUAAAUUUGAAAGAUACCACUCCUAUAGGGCGAGAGCCAUGAUAUUGUAAAAAUAUCGUUUUUUAAAUCUGAAUUAAUCUCAAUAAUUGCUGUCAGUAUGGUGAUAAAUCUGUCACCAGAACGGACCGUUUUGGAUCCGUUUCAAUCACAGCACUCAUGAUCCAUUUGGGUCAUAACUAGCCUAUUAGGCUAAAACUAUCCUGCAGGGCCACUGAUCAUUAAAAAGUAAUAACUUCAUAAGGUGCCCGCAAUUCAAAAAUGCAGCACUAGCUUAACUUUUGGUCGAAAGCUACAUAUUCAGAUAGCCCUGCCUGAGCUGACCUUUUUAUUCGAAUUCGAUCACGUUUUCGGGGAGAAAUCCUCAAAAUACUAAGAGUACCGAAAAAACGAAAAAUUUGCAUCACUCUGAGAAAACUUGAGAUUUGUUGAUUUUCGUUCACUAUAACUUUUCGAAUUUGAUAUAUUUGGAUUCCCCAUCAAAAACUGAGUCUAAUCAUUCACCUUUGAGUCACAAAACACAAAAUACCUGUGUUUCACAAUUUUGACAAGAGUAAGCACUCGACACAAUGAGCUACCUCUCUCGCAAACCUAUCUCCUCCUUGGUUUUGAUUUGAUCCGAUCAUCAUACGCCAUUCGAAUCACCAUUUGAAGGCGAACAAAAGUACGCAUCGCUUUUUUAAAAUAUUGUUUGCCUACUGAGAAUACCUAUUUUUUUCCAAAUGAGAGGCGACAAAAUAGGAAUUUCGCCCGUAAAUCGCGCUUUUCUGUAUUAGAGCUCAGUUGUUAUGCAUUAUAAUUAUCAUAUUCGAAAUCAGGGUCGAAAACUGGGUCGAAUGAUAUAUGUUUCGACUACUAUCCAUUUCAAAAAAGAAGAAGCACGGCCAUUUCUUUGAUAACUUUUUCUAAGAAGCAGCUAAAAAGGUGCGGUUUUCAGUAUCGG